UCAAAAAUUUCACCAACGCAGGGCAAUAUAAAAUUACACUCGAGAAGGGAAUACAAUUUUAUAGUAUGGCAACACCAACUACAGUCAAUGUAAGUGUGACCAGCUAUCAAAGAAGAAACAAUCUUACGGUGUCCACAAAUUAAAAUCAAAGAAGAAGAAAGGAAUUUAAAAACGAAGCCUGUAUCCGUUUUUUAUUGUUUUAAAUAAUUAAAAUGGGCGCCGAUACCGACACUGCUGACGAAACGGCUAGUUCACCCGAGGAUGAACGCAUGGCCCUACUGGAAAUCAACAUAUCCAACACGAACGCCGACUCCCAGGUAGUGCUGAACGACUUGCGGCUCCUGGAGCUCCUUUGCAUGUACCCGUUCCUCUUCAGCAGGCAAGUGUCUCCACAGCAGGACUAUAAUGAUUGGGGCUGGGAGCAGGUGACCAAAGCCUUCAACGAGAGCUACGAGGGCAUACCGUUGAGCACACCGUUCUCCGCGGCGGAGCUGCAAUGGCGCUGGGAGAUCUUGUGGCCGCUGAUCAAUUCGCUGGCACGGGCAAAGAGUCAGAUUCCGGAGCCGAUGUGGAAGAUUGUGGUACACCUGAACAAUCGUCUGAAUGGCGAAAAGCCCAAGGAGACAUGCAACUCUAGGUGCCAGGAUCUUGUGCUUAGUCAGCUGCCUUUUGUGGAGGAGCUCUCCCAUAGCCAGCGGCUGCGCCUCGAGGUGGAGGUUUUAGACCUUAUCAUGGACGAGGAGCGUCGCUCACAGUACUUAUACGAUGAUAUGAACACUAGAACGAAGAGGGUGGUUCAGAGCGAGUACGAUGAGUUUUUUGCGUCUAUAAAGGUGAAGGAACUGCCACCGGACACCUUGAAGCGCCUGGAAAUGGAUAAUGGCUCCUCCUCCUCCCAAUCACAAUCGCCCAAUAUUGUGAAUGCUAAUGUAACGGGCCUGGUGAUCAGCAAUGUGUUCAGCAGCGCCGAAGAAGUCACGAAUGGAACAAACGUGCCCGUAAUCAAGAUAGAACCAGUUGAUGAAGAUGAAGAUGGGUUAGAGCCACCAAAUUCGUCCCCGAUCAAAUCCAAUGACAAUCUCGCUACGGAAGGAGCAGUUACUUAUAACGUUAUUGUACCCAUAAAGAGCGCCAAGGAGUUUUGUAAAAAUGUGCGAGUCCGAUUGAAACGUUUGGAUAUGGACGAAUAUAUGCCAUUGUCCAGCAUGCGACGAUCUAGUCGAUUCACCGCGAAACACUAAACUCUUCACUUUGUAUCAAAUGCUCAUAAGUUUAUUUAAAAAAUACACAUUACUAUAAAUUACAACUUAAGGCUAUUGUAUAAUCCG
Messenger RNA from Drosophila serrata, 1328 nucleotides. RefSeq names its product Lethal hybrid rescue (gene Lhr). The record is from RefSeq and is a predicted model, not a curated record. Lineage: Eukaryota; Metazoa; Arthropoda; Insecta; Diptera; Drosophilidae.